Molecule: messenger RNA, 876 nt
Organism: Nannizzia gypsea CBS 118893
Lineage: Eukaryota; Fungi; Ascomycota; Eurotiomycetes; Onygenales; Arthrodermataceae
Product: glucose 1-dehydrogenase 2
Exons: 5
Coding region: 1-876 (291 amino acids)
Molecular function (GO): oxidoreductase activity, acting on the CH-OH group of donors, NAD or NADP as acceptor
Source: RefSeq, a predicted model, not a curated record
AUGGCUACCGGUGCUCGCCUCCAGAACAAGAUAGCCAUUGUCACUGGCUCUUCCGACGGAAUCGGUCGUGCAAUCGCUCUUCGAUACGCUGCUGAGGGAGCAUAUGUAGUAUGUGCUGACCUGGCGCCGGAAUCAAGAGCCAAAGCGAAUGAUGGAGAAUUGUUGAAACCAACUCACAAAGCUCUGGACGAAAAAUACCCGGCUGUCUCGGGAGGACCUUUCUCACAUAGGUCGAUAUUUAUUAAGACAGACGUUUCGAUUGAUGCCGAUGUGAAGGCGUUAGUGAGUGGCUGUGUGAAGGAGUAUGGGCGGCUGGAUAUUAUGGUGAAUAACGCCGGUAUUGGGCCUAAUUAUAACCAUGAUCCAACUCUACGCCUCCAUGAAACUCCUGAACAUUCUUGGGAUAGGAUCAUGGGGGUGAAUGGAAAAGGUGUCUGGCUAGGAUGCAAAUAUGCAGCUGCCCAGAUGCUUGCUCAGGAACCAUCCUCCACCGGUGACAGGGGUUGGAUCAUCAAUACUGCGUCGGUAAUGGGUCUAGUUGGAAUACAGUGUGGUAGCGCAUAUUCUGCUUCUAAAGGAGCUGUCGUCAAUCUCACUAGAGCAGUUGCCCUAGAAUAUGGUGCUGAUAGAAUCCAUGUAAAUGCCAUAGCCCCUGGCUUCGUGCAGACCCCAUUGAUGGAAGAUCUAGCUCCUCAAGAUAGCGGAAAUCCAGUCAUAGAAGGCAUACGUACCUCCUUUGCGGACAAGCAACCAUUUGAAUCCCGGCUUGCUAAAGCGGAGGAGGUAGCAAGUGUGGCAGUGUUUCUUGCUUCAGAAGACGCUAGCUUUGUAACUGGCCAUACUCUUGCAGUGGAUGGAGGCUCUCUAGCUCCAUAG